AUGGAAGCAUUUAGUGUAAUUUUAAUCGUCUUGAUUGCUAUUGUAAUAUUAGGCUUUAUCAUUUACCUCAUAAAGAUAAAUAUUACAAAAAAAUAAAGCAAUUAAAAAUAUCAAAUUAGCGAGAAAGGUGAAAAGGGAUAUAUUAAUCCUAAAGACUAAUAAACCUAAAACAAAAAUAAUCAAAACAAAGAAAAAAAUAAUUAAUUAGAUUACAAACAUAAUUCUGAGUUGAAAAAAAAUGCGAAUCCAAAUAAUCUUUAAAAUAAUAGAUAACAAAAUAAUUUAUAAUAAGCAGAUGAAUUAAAAUUAUAAUCACAGAAUAUCACUCAUGAAUCACCAACAUUAGAAAAGUUUGACUCUCAACUACCUAUUUCAUAAAAUAAUCAAUAAUAGAAUUAUCCAGAAAUGCCAUUAGGUAAUCAAAAUGAUUAUUAAUAAUAAAUUAACCAGAAUUCACAAUUAUACAAUAGUAAAAAUGACUAAGAAUAAAAUAUUGAAAAUGAUUUAUUAUAUAAAAAUAAGGAUAAUUAAUUACAAAAUAAUCUAAAUGGUUAUUUAAUUAAUGAGGAUAGCUAAGAACAAAAUUAAGUUAAUAAUUAAAUAUUUAGGGAAAAUUAAUAACCAAAUAAUAAGGAUGCAAAUAGAUCAAAAAAUACUCAGGAUAAAGAUGAAGUAGUGAUAAAAAUAUGGGGAGAAAGUUAAGAAAACACCGUGAUCAAUUAAGAGUAUCAUCCAAAAAAAUAGAUUCAAUAAGUCAUAUCCUAAAUCAUUAAUGAUAACUAAUAAGAUAACACUCUUUCAAGUUUUAAAUCAAAACCUGAGCCUAUACCUAAACCAGAGCCUGAGCCUAUACUUUAACCCAAGCCUAUACCCAAAUCUAAGUAUAUACCCAAAUCUAAGUAUAUACCCAAAUCUAAGUAUAUACCUAAAUCUGAGUAUAUACCUAAACCUGAGCCUAUACCUUAACCCGAGCCGAUACCUGUACCUGAUCCAUUAAAGCGAAUAAUUGCUGAGACUUCUAAAAAACGAAAAGUAGCAGUUGAAUAUAAAUAUUAUAUCAGAAAAUUUUAGAAUAAAUCAGAAUUAAAAAAACAUUAUGGCCUAACAUUAAAAGCAAGUGCAGAGUUAUAUAAAUAUUGCAAUGCAUUUAGAGAAGUAAGAGGAGAUGGUAAUUGCUUUUAUACUGCUUUUGGAUUUUAAUUCUUAUCUAUUUUACUAUUUAAGUAUUCCUUAGACUAAUUUAAUGAUUUUUUUAAUAAAAUUAGACAAAUUGAGUUGCCAAUGAAAAUAUUUGUUCCUGGUACAAAUUUAAAAAUUGAUGAUAAAGAAUUAGAAAAAUAACUAUUAAAUGAAUUUUAACGUAGAAUAACUAAACUAAAACUUAUAAAAGAUAUAAACUAAAGAGAAGAAUAAUUUCGUACUGAAUUUGCUGCCUAUGAAUAAUAAUCAGAUGAAAUAGAUGGAUGUUUAUAUGGAUUAUCAACUUUAUUUUUUAGAAAUUAUUCUAAUUACGCUGUCGAUUUUAGUGAUGCCAAAGAUGCAGUAUAUGAUAGAGUAAACUUAUUAAAUUGGGAAGUAGAAUGUAAUAGCAAUGAAGUUGUUAUUGCAGAAUUAGCUAAACAAUUAAAUAUUUUUGUUUAAUUAAUUUAUAUAAAAAAUAAAGAAAAUGUAGUCAUUAGGAAUUAUGGAAUCAAUGAACAUCAUAAAAUUAUAUUAUUAGAGCAGCCUGGACAUUAUAACAUUGGUUAUUUUUAAUCCGAAAAUAACCUGAAUUAAUGA
This is a messenger RNA of Paramecium tetraurelia, 1779 nucleotides long. RefSeq lists its product as uncharacterized. Lineage: Eukaryota; Ciliophora; Oligohymenophorea; Peniculida; Parameciidae. Gene Ontology annotation, biological process: protein K48-linked deubiquitination. The record is from RefSeq and is a predicted model, not a curated record. Gene Ontology annotation, molecular function: cysteine-type deubiquitinase activity; ubiquitin binding. Gene Ontology annotation, cellular component: nucleus. The transcript is spliced from 2 exons.